AUUCAAAUUGAUUCAUUAUCUUCUUCACCUCACUCAACAUACACAGUAGAGAGAGAGAUAUAUAUAUGACAGGAAUGGUGAUGGUGAGAAAGGAUGGUGUUGGGAGUGGUGGUAGUGGAAAGGGAACAAAGGGAGCUGAAGAGCAAAACCAGCUAUCUCUAAUUGGAUUUCUUUUGGCAGCUCUGAGAAAAUCCAUGGUCUAUUGCGAUGUAGAUCGACGGGAGGACGUCAUCUCCACCGUUAAUCACAUGGAAAUCGGGUGGCCCAUGAAUGUUCAACACAUCACCCAUGUCACAUUCGAUCGCUUCAAUGGCUUCCUGGGUCUUCCCGUUGAAUUCCAAGUUGAGAUCCCCUGUAGAGUCCCCAGUGCCAGUGCAAGCGUGUUUGGUGUCUCAGCAGAAUCGAUGCAGUGUUCUUAUGAUUCGAGAGGCAACAGUGUCCCUACAAUUCUCUUGCUCAUGCAGGAGAGAUUAUCCUCACAAGGAGGUCUUAAGGUGGAAGGAAUUUUCCGUAUAAACCCUGAGAACAGCCAAGAGGAGCAUGUCAGGAACCAGUUGAACAGAGGCAUUGUGCCAAAUGACAUUGAUGUCCAUUGUUUGGCAGGUCUCAUCAAAGCCUGGUUUCGAGAGCUGCCUUCGGGUGUGUUAGAUGGUCUGUCCCAGGAACAAGUUUUGCAAUGCAACACGGAGGAGGAGUCCAUUGAGCUCAUGAAGCAGCUAAAACCAACCGAGGCAGCGUUGCUCAAUUGGGCAAUUGAUCUUAUGGCUGAUGUCGUAGAGCAAGAGGAAUCCAACAAAAUGAAUACUAGAAAUAUCGCCAUGGUUUUUGCUCCAAACAUGACUCAGAUGUCUGAUCCAUUGACGGCCCUGAUGCACGCUGUCCAAGUAAUGAACUUGCUCAAGACCCUGAUCAUGAAAACACUAAGAGAACGCAAUGGGACUGCAAGUGGUGAAUACUCACCCAUGUCCUCUCAUUAUUCUGAUCAGCAAACUGGUGAGGAAUUUGAUAGCCAGCAGGAGAUGGAUAGCAGCUGUGAGUUGAGGGGUCCAUUAUCGGAUUACGAUGAUCAUGCCCAUUACAGCUACUGUAGUGAAGAUGAAGUCGAAGAUGAGUACGAGUCAAGUGAGAUAGAGAAAUGUUUCUUGAGACAAUUGAACGAGUGUGACAAGUCCCAAAAUAUUUCACUAGAAGAUUCAGUAAGAGAUGAGCAGAAAGAGCAUGUGAGUCCCAGGAAAGACUUUAUUUUCAAAGGAAAAUGUAGUGUUCCAUUAUCUGAUACGAAAACUGGGAGUUCUGGUUUGAGCACAAGUGAUGGAGAAGACUCAGUAGCAAGCAUGAUUGUUCUUGGACGGAAGGACAACACGUUAAUCUCAUCAAAAAGAUAUGAAAACACCAAUGGAGUGGAGGUGGUAGACACCACCAAGGUGUCUGCUUCUCCUAUGCCUUCACUUGGUGUCCGGUAAAUCUGUUCGAGAUUUCAUUUGCAAAUUUGGUGGAGGUGGUACCUCUUUUGCAGACUUCAGAUUUCCCUCUACAGUCAUGGUGAUUUUGUUUUGGAAGCUAUAGCCAUGGUAAAUUGCUUCUGUAAAUUGAUGGUGUUUGUGUGUUUGGCAUUGGUUGUCUAACAGCGGAUGUGAGUGGUUUGCUUGUGAUUGAUUUUCAUUCCUUGUUCAGCUUAUGGCUGGACCUGUGUUCUUUUGUAAUUUAGUGAUUCACCUCACCGGCGACCAUUUUAGAAUUGCAGUUGUCCUAAAAAAAGAAAAAGAAAAGGCAACUGAAGGAUUUUUAACUUUGACCACUUUACAUAUGAGAUGUGUUCAAAUUUCCAGUUGCUUAUGUUACUUUGCUCGACAUUCAUUCUUAGUUUACCAAGGUUGAAAGUAAUUUAAAGUGACAAGUUUCAAACUGGAAUCUGUAAACCUAGGUUUAACAGCAUAUGACACUAUGCAUCCUCUUAUUGAUUGAUAAACAAACUGCAAAAGCCAAAUGAAUUGUGUGCAAUUUACAUAGACUUUAACAAUUUAAAUGUUUUAUAAACAAAAUAAUGAAAGUUAAGUAUAAACAGGAAAUUGAUUGCCCAAAAGUGGUCUUUACAUUUCUUGAACACCAAAAAGAUACUAAAAAGAGACAAAAAAAAAAAAAAAAAAAUACAAAA
Molecule: messenger RNA, 2155 nt
Organism: Cornus florida
Lineage: Eukaryota; Viridiplantae; Streptophyta; Magnoliopsida; Cornales; Cornaceae
Product: rho GTPase-activating protein 2
Exons: 4
Coding region: 66-1463 (465 amino acids)
Biological process (GO): signal transduction
Molecular function (GO): GTPase activator activity
Source: RefSeq, a predicted model, not a curated record